GGGCUACAGUUGGCACUUCUCAGGGCUUACACCUAGCUCUGUACUGAGGAAUUAUUCCUGGUGAUGCUCUGGAGAUGAUACCAGGGAUCAAACCCUGGUGAACUGCAUGCAAAGUAUGAGAUUUUUCUCAGGGCUGGAACAGUAGCACAGCAGGUAGGGCAUUUGCCUUGCACAUGGCCAACCUGGGUUUGAUUCUUCUGUCCCUCUCCGAGAGCCUGGCAAGCUACCGAGAGUAUCCUGCCUGCACAGCAAAGCCUGGAGUUUGACAAGAAACCGAAGUUUUGGUCAGACAUUUUGAAUUUGAAAUCAGACAUGUGCUAGAGUUUAGAUUCCUUCAUUUGCUUAAGGUAUGGUCUGAAUAUGCGUUGCUUGGCAGCUCGGGUCAACUAUAAGACUUUGAUUAUCAUCUGUGCACUCUUCACUUUGGUCACAGUACUUUUAUGGAAUAAAUGUUCCAGCGACAAAGCAAUCCAGUUUUCUCGACACUUGAGUGGUGGCUUCCGAGUGGAUGGCUUCGAGAAGAGAGCUGCAGCAUCAGAAAGUAACAGCUAUGUGAACCACCUGGGCAAGCAGCAAUCUGACGAGGCGUUUCUGCAGGAGCAGCAGAAGGCACCACCUGUCGUUGGAGGCUUCAAUAGUAAUGGGGGGAACAAGGUGUUGGGGCUCAAAUAUGAAGAAAUUGACUGCCUCAUAAAUGAUGAACACACAAUCAAAGGGAGAAGAGAAGGAAAUGAAGUCUUUCUGCCGUUCAGUUGGGUCGAGAAGUAUUUUGAUGUUUAUGGAAAGGUGGUUCAGUAUGAUGGCUAUGACCGGUUUGAAUUCUCUCACAGCUAUUCCAAAGUCUAUGCACAGCGAGCCCCUUACCACCCUGAUGGUGUGUUUAUGUCAUUUGAGGGCUACAAUGUGGAAGUUCGAGACAGAGUCAAGUGUAUAAGUGGGGUUGAAGGUGUACCUUUAUCUACACAGUGGGGCCCACAAGGCUAUUUCUACCCAAUCCAGAUUGCACAAUAUGGGUUAAGUCAUUACAGCAAGAAUCUGACUGAGAAACCUCCUCACAUAGAGGUUUAUGAAACCGCAGAAGACAGAGACAGAAACAGCAAGCCUAAUGACUGGACCGUGCCAAAAGGCUGCUUUGUGGCGAGUGUGGCUGAUAAGUCUCGAUUUACAAAUGUCAAGCAGUUCAUUGCUCCAGAAACCAGUGAGGGUGUAUCCUUGCAACUGGGUAACACAAAAGAUUUUAUUAUUUCAUUUGACCUCAAGUUCUUGACAAAUGGGAGUGUGUCUGUGGUGCUAGAGACCACGGAGAAGAAUCAGCUCUUCACAGUACACUAUGUCUCCAACACCCAGCUGAUUGCACUGAAGGACAGAGACAUCUACUACGGCAUUGGGCCCAGGACCUCCUGGAGCACAGUCACCAGGGACCUGAUCACUGACCUCAGGAAAGGAGUGGGGCUCUCCAACACGAAAGCUGUUAGGCCGACCAAAAUCAUGCCCAAGAAGGUGGUCAGGCUGAUCGCUAAAGGGAAAGGCUUCCUCGACAACAUCACCAUCUCCACCACAGCACACAUGGCUGCCUUCUUUGCGGCCAGUGAUUGGCUGGUAAGGAACCAGGAUGAGAAAGGUGGCUGGCCAAUCAUGGUAACCCGUAAGUUAGGGGAAGGGUUCAAGUCUUUAGAGCCAGGGUGGUACUCGGCCAUGGCCCAAGGACAAGCCAUCUCGACCCUAGUCAGGGCUUAUGUGCUAACAAAGGACCACUUAUUCCUCAAUUCAGCUUUAAGGGCGACAGCCCCUUACAAAUUUCUCUCCGAGCAGCAUGGAGUCAAAGCUGUGUUCAUGAAUAAACAUGAUUGGUAUGAAGAAUACCCAACCACCCCUAGCUCUUUCGUUCUAAAUGGCUUUAUGUAUUCUCUCAUUGGACUGUACGACUUAAAAGAAACCGCAGGGGAAAAACUGGGUAAAGAGGCGAGGUCCUUAUAUGAGCGGGGCAUGGAGUCCCUGAAGGCCAUGCUACCCCUCUAUGACACUGGCUCAGGGACCAUCUAUGACCUCCGUCACUUCAUGCUCGGCAUCGCCCCCAACCUGGCGCGCUGGGACUACCACACCACCCACAUCAAUCAGCUUCAGCUCCUCAGCACUAUCGACGAGGCCCCCAUCUUCCGAGAGUUUGUCAAGAGAUGGAAAAGCUACCUUAAAGGCAGCAGGGCAAAGCACAACUAGCGCUCACAGCCAAAACCGUAUUGCAGCCUCUGCUGGAGGCACAGACCUCAGGCUCACUGUGGGCAGAGCGGAGAUACACUCUCAGAAGCUGGCCGGCAGGAGGUUGUGGAUUAUGUUGUGGGGACGAGUGAUCCUUAAAACCAGCCUUCUGAGAUCAUUGCAUUCCGUGGGUUGGGUGGUUGGAAAUGUAGCUGGCAACUAGAGUGGGUUCUGUCGGCGGCUGAACCAGAGAUGCUUGGCUUUGCCCCGUGCAGGUCCAUGGCUAGUCGGAUCCCUCUUGUUUGAGAAGGGGCUUGGGUAAGGAGUUGUUGCUAUUCCUGAACACAAUCUGGGGCUCUUUUAAAAUGUGAUUAUUUAUAUCUCUGUUGAAAGCAGACAUUAAGAGAAUAAUGUGCUGUGAUCCAGUAAAUAUGUGCUCAUAGCCUGAAGAGUGGACUGUGUGCAACUAUUCAAAAUGAUGAUGUUUCUUUUCUAUAGAUUUCCUUUCUUGAGAGCAAAUGAGCAUUUGGUGCAUCUGUUCAAUUUGUUGUGUAUAGAGAAUACUUUGAAUUUCUGUUUUUCUGAAUAUGUGUGAUUUAAAAACACAGCCAGGUUCAGGCUUCACAUUAUAUAAUGUAAGCACAACUAACGUGAAGCUUGUUGACUGCACAAGAAACGACAAAAAUGGUAACUGUUGUAUGAAACUUGAUCUACAAUCAGAAAGGUUUGAUAGUCUAUCCCUCCCUGCCCCCACCCCCUGCUGUGAUGGUUUCUUUUUUGUAGAAAUUUGUGUUUCAUUCCAGAUGACACUUAAAAAGUUUGUGUGUUGUGAGGGGGGGGAUGCAUUUGAGGGGACAUUAUUUGGAAAUUUUAUUAAAAACAGAUUUGGGGAGGAGCUAGCUAUUUUGAUAAACCUAUCACCACUGCCCUUUGAGCCUUUUUUUUUUCACCUCUCGAAAAAGAAUAGAUCACAUAUUAUGUACAAGAAUCAUCGCAGGGUUUUCUGGCUUGGAUUAUUCUUGAUCAUCAAGCCAUUGACCUUAUGCAUCACUUUCUCCUUACAAUUUUAAGUUAUUUCAACUAUUGGAUGAAAGUGAUGCUACUGUGUUGCUGUGUGUGAAAUCAGAUCUUUAUUGGGCUUUUAGAAUCCACUAUACCCCCCAUACCCUCACACAACUAGGUUUUCAUACCCCCAGACCAGGGGCAGUGUCUACAGUGGAACUUAGGCCUGAGGACAGAACCGAAUUGCUUGUGUGACAGCACACCACUAUUGUCCCUGCACAAGUUGGCAUAUGAGCCUGCCCCAUUCAAAGACUCUGACUGAUCCAGUGCAGUUUGUCUGUAGCCCACAGCAAAUGGUCAAAAUGAGAUGGACAAGCUGCCUAUACAUUACAUCUUAACUGAAGUCAUCUUACCAAUGCUACUUAGAAAGUCCAAAAUAUGUAUGUACAUAUGCAUGUAAUAUGUGUAUGCUCUGUGUGUGCGUGUGUUUCAGUCACAAAGAGGGGCAGGGUUUCUGAUAAAGAUCUCCGAUGAGUGUAGUAGUAAUCUUCCCUUAGGAAAGUAAGUUUCAACUCCCCAGUUCAUGUGAUCGCAACUCUGUUUUGCCCACGUCAAAAACUGGGGGGUUUUUGGGUCCCCCCCUCCCAAGCUUUGUAAUUCUUCUAUUUUAGGUGUCUCAACAUGAAUAUUUGGGCACCUUCAUUCUUAUUUUCUUUUUUUUAUGGAAAAACAAUUUUUAAUACUUAGUUUUCAGAAAUGGCUCAGAAAUUGUGACACCAGCAUAUGCACAUUUGAGGUAAAAUUUGUAUAAAUCAGUAACUCACAGAAAUGAGAAAAAUGUUUUUAAAAAAUGUAUUCUACAUUAAGAAUUCCACAUUAUUGAAAAAUAUAUUCCAUUUCAGUGCUAUAGUACUUAUGCAAAUAUAGGUAAACUCUUUUACUAGAUGAACUUGAAAAAAUAGAUUGCUUAUAAUUAUGUAUCAACACACGUACCAACAAAAACAGUGCAACGGGUGCAGAAAGCACAUUAACUAUUGCUAUAGCUGUCUGGAGUAAACCAUAAUAUCAGGCUUAAAAAUCCCAACAAGGGUCAGGUUCAUUGUUUGUCCUUUCCAGCCUUUAUACAAGUAUGGCUGUCUCCCUGUGGACAAUUAUGAUCAGCUAACUACUAUUUUUGAAGUACCUGGUCAGUAUCAUUACCUGAUUAAGUAAAAUAUUAUUAUUAAUCAGAGCUCAUCAAAACUUUAAAAGCUAUUAAUGGUUUCAAGCAACUGAAAUAUCUAAGUCUGGAAGUAAAUGGCUAAUAAAUUUUUCCUUUAUUAGCAUAUAGCUACCAUAUACAUGUGUUACUAUCAAUGUUUUCAUAGGAUUAACAUGCUUGCGUUUUUCUGAAGAGCUGGAAUACAGGCUGUAUAUUAUAUACCUGAAACAUCAUCACACACUGCCAUUGUGACACAGCCCUGUGUAUGGGUAUUAAAAAUUUAGUGGCUGAUUUCAUGUUUCUGAAGUGAAUUGGACAUUUUCCAGAGGCUGACAUGGUAACAUGUGUAUUAUGUUGACAUGGCACACCACAAUCAUCUUCUUUUAUAAAGUUCACAGGCUUUUUUGUUGCCUUUUCCUGAAUGACCCUGAAGGUCCACGUGUUCUUUCAGGAGUCAAUCAUACUCCUUUGAAAGUCUGUCUGAUUGCACCUUCAUUAUUAUCACAUCAGUUUGAGCCUCAGAAAGGGCAUCUGAUGUCUUCUUUAAUUCCAUUUGCAGUCUUUCCUGGUCUUCUAAGAGUUUUCUGUUUUCUUCUUCCAAAAGAGUGUCCUCAUCCCUGCCACUUUUCUUUCAAGAUCUUUUUAAGUUUUUCAUUCUCUUCCAUAAAUUGUUUGGCAGCCUCAGAAGUACUUUCUGCUUGUUCUUUAAGUGCUGUUUUUAGUGUCAUUUCUUUUGCCAGCUGAGUUAUUAGGGUAACUGGACGUCUCAAUACUAACAACAACAACAACAGAAAAAAAAAAACCAAAAAAUCCAGAAAUGUGGCGAUUUCUCUGAGACCUAAAAAGUUUCAUCUAUGUAUGCUCCAAGGCACUAGGUUUUCCGGCUGAUCGCUUCUCAAUGGCAGGAGUAACGGAAGAUUUCCUUACUUCUCUUAUAGCAUCCAGAAAUAGAGUGAUCAAUAGGACUAUAACAGUAAGGAAAGCUUUGUUCCAGAAACUUGCGAUUUUACCCCAGAGACUGAAUGAAAAAAUCUGCCAUCUCUGCGGUGGGAUGAAGGGCAGACAGGAGAUCAGAAUGAGCCCUAUCUCGGCUUAAAGACAGAUUGCGACCACUGCCCACUGGAGGCUCAUUUUCCUUUCUCUUCACACCUGGCCCAGCUCCCUGCGCUGCUCCGCAGCCCACUGAUGCUCCGGACGUCACAGGCUGAGGCGCGGGGGGAAGGUGGGUGCUGCGCGCCCCACCCCCCUCAUUUUUAUUUUCAAUGUAGAUGUUCAAAAUUGAACUUCCGCCAAUCUGGGUACCCUUCCAUUUCAUCAUAUUUGUCAUUGUUUAGAAUUGUCCAGACUUCUACCUUGUGUUUGCACACUGUUACUUGAGAUUAAGAGACUAGGUGAAAACUGUCUGGUACUGUUUCUGUGACAAAUAUCAGUGCCUUAAUGAUGUGACUGUCCUUUUUCUUGGGAAAAGGAGAGUUUGAUCUAGAAAUGGCAUUGCUGUUUCACUGCUGUUGGUUUCACAUUCCCUGCCACCAUUGCAACAGCAACUUGAUUCUUUACUGUGAUACGGGAAUUUUCAGAGAGGCUGAGUGCCACGUGCAUUGUCAGUACGAACCAGUGCUCCUCAAACUCGAGGGUGCCUCAGAGUUCCCUGGGUGGGGGAGGGACUUGUUAAGCUAUCAGCUGUGUAGUGGUUCACCUGUGCACAGGUGUACGCGUGCAUAUGCGAAAAGCAUUGGCCACGAUGGCGCAGGGGGUGCAGGCAGGAUCUGAGCAGGAGGAAUGCGAGCCCAUGCCCACUGUGGUACUUUUUUGUCCCAAACACCUGCAGAGUUUCCUAGGUUUCAAAAUCAUGUUAAAUGUUUACUUGAAGGGAAUGGGGAGGUAUUUUAAACUUUCGUUUCUUUAUGUCUUUCUUGGUUUCAAGAUUAUGGGUAGGGUUGUUUUUUGUUUUUUGUUUUUUUUUUAAAUCUUGCGUUAGCUUUGAUAUUCAAAGAACUCUCUUGCCACUUCAGUUGUAAAACCAGCCCAAAGUUACCAGAUGAAGAUCAAGUUUGACCCUUCUGGGGUCAUUGUACAUAAUGGCUUCAUCCCAAAAUCGUCCUGUGUCUGUGAGCAAACCGAGAAAUGACACGCACAAGCACAACUCUUUGGAUGUGGCAGUUCUCCUUUGUCAGCGUGCAAACUUUCACCGAAAGCUGCUAUUUCCAUCCUCCUUGUACUUGUUCUCCUUGUUUCUCUUCCAUUGUACAUAUGGGUUUACCAUGUGUUAAAUAUGCAAUAAAGUGUUUACCGGAUGCCCGUCUGUAGGGUGGUCCUUUGUAAAGCUGUAUAGACUUUGCAGUUAAAGCACAAUGUGCCCAUGUUAGUUUUAUAUACAGCGAAACUUGAUUUUUUGCAGAUGGAAAGGUAUUUUGUUUCUAUACAAAGUAAAUGAAUUGUUUGUGCUUAAUGUAAAGCUGCUUUAUAAAAUUGUAAAAUAAAGUUUUUAUCUUAAAGAGAUA
This is a messenger RNA of Sorex fumeus (smoky shrew), 6900 nucleotides long. It is a transcript of the gene GLCE, whose product is annotated as glucuronic acid epimerase. Lineage: Eukaryota; Metazoa; Chordata; Mammalia; Eulipotyphla; Soricidae. Bases 361 to 2217 code for a protein of 618 amino acids. Gene Ontology annotation, cellular component: Golgi apparatus. Gene Ontology annotation, molecular function: heparosan-N-sulfate-glucuronate 5-epimerase activity. Gene Ontology annotation, biological process: heparan sulfate proteoglycan biosynthetic process. The transcript has 6 exons. The record is from RefSeq and is a predicted model, not a curated record.